Eruca vesicaria subsp. sativa (arugula) is the source of this 1254-nucleotide messenger RNA. The record is from the annotation of a GenBank genome assembly. NCBI's taxonomy places the organism in Eukaryota, Viridiplantae, Streptophyta, Magnoliopsida, Brassicales, Brassicaceae.
AAGGCAUUUCUGUGUCUUUAAAAAUCUAAUCAAAAUCUUUUCUUUUUCCUUCAUCACAAAGUUUCCCCAAAAAAAUCUCACCGAACAAUCUAUCAAGAACAAUGGGCGGAGGAAGAGUCAUGGCGACGGCAGCGAAGGUGGCUGGGAUCGGAGUAGCCAAAGGUGGAUUCAGGGGAGGACUCGGAGUCCCCGGCGCGGCGGCGAACGAUCAGUUCAUCGUGAGGAACACCUCAGCGUCUAAGCCGGUUUCGGCUUCGAUCUCAUCGGUGGUCCAUCCUUCCGCGGAAGAAGACGCGGUGGUUAUGCGCAAACCGGUUUGGGAAGACGAGUGGGAGUUCGCGGAGGUGGAGACGAAGACGAUUCCUAGGGUUGUUUUCGAUAAGGCUCCCUCUCUCCAGGAGGCUAAAGAAGCCACCGAUGAUCUCAAAGAUGCACUCAACAUGGCGUAUAUGGAAGGGUCAAAUGAGGUUGGUUCUGUUUCGAGAAUGUUUUCAAGCUUUCAACCUUCUGAGAACAGAGCUGUUGAAUCAGCUGUUCCACAGGUUGCUCUUAAGGCUUUUGCUUUCCUCAGUGAAAACACAGCUGCGCAGUCUGUUGUUGCUUCCAUUGCGUCUGACCCAAAGGUGUGGGAUGCUGUAAUGGAAAACAAGGAUCUCAUGAAAUUCCUCGAGACCAACACUGCUUCAACUCAGGUUGAAGCUGACAAUGACGACAAAUCUGAACUUUCAAGCGAGACUGAAAGUGAAGAAGACAGUGAAGCAAAGCCAAUCCAACUCAUGGAGAUUCUGCGGGACAUGAAGCUGAGAGCUGUUGAGAUGAUGGAAAAUGUGUCUUCAUACUUCGGUGGUUUGUUCAGGACAGAGUCUUUUUCAGAGGGUGGACAAGAGAGGAAGAGGAUGUUGCUCAACGACCCUACUACUCUCUUUGGAUUAGCUGUUUGCGUUAUUUUCAUGGUAGUUCUGAAACGUGCUUAAGAAGAUCCCGUUUCUUUAAAAUCUGCCGAUAUAGCUUAAAACAAAAUAACUACUAUGUUCUCUUUCUGCUACUUCAUUAUGGUUUUUUAGUCUUUUAAAAGUGUUUUUUUUUUUUCUUAUGUUUGGAAUGGUUUGGAACUUGUCUUUGAUAUUUCAUAAAUAAAACUAUGCUUUGGAUGUAUCAUAUAUAUAUAUAUAUAUGUAUUGCAAUAUAUGUAGCUAUCUUCAUCUAAAACAAAUUUGUAAUAUAGAAUAAUAUGGUGGUUAUGGCUAGAAAACA